CCUUCCCUUCAUUCAAUGGGUCGGAGAGUUAUGCUUAAUGUUUAUGUAGUUCGAACAGGCAGCUGUGGGUUGGGUGAACCGUAGGGCCAAAAAGUUGAUCAGCGGUGUCGUUGUUAUGUUGCUUUUUUAGAUUUUAAGGCCGACGUCAGUCUUCACAUCGUGAUCUCUUGUAGUUUUGCCUUAAGUGAGUAAUGAGGAGAGAAAAAUAUAUUUCCCCGAACAUCAGCGCACAACGAGAAGUCCAUGGAUACAGAAGACGGGAGAAGGAGAAGGACGAGGAGCGUUCGGACGUGCAGGAAAGCCGGAGCAGAAAGCGGUAAAAUGAAGAGGGAAGUGGACAAAGUUCUUAGAUCUUUGUCUGUGGGGAACUCUGAGGACCAUAAUGUCCCCGUGGAGGAGGACUGUCUUUACGGGAACUUGUUCCGAAGCGAGAAUUUGGAACAGAGGACCGUGGCGCCGCGCUAUAGCCUCUUGCGAGAGAUCGGAAGGGGCAGCUAUGGCGUGGUGUACGAAGCCAUAGCGCGGAAGUCGGGCGCAAGGGUGGCCGUGAAGAAGCUUCGCUGUGACGCCCCCGAAAACGUGGAGCUGGCCCUCGCCGAGUUCUGGGCUCUGGCGAGCCUAGAGAAGCGACACGAAAACGUCGUGCAGCUGGAGGAGUGUGUGCUGCAAAGGAAUGGUAUGGCUCAGAAAAUGAGCCAUGGCAACAAGAGGUCCAAGCAGUACCUCCGGUUAGUGGAGACCUCUCUAAAAGGAGAACGAGUGUUGGGCUACCCAGAGGAGCCAUGCUACUUGUGGUUCGUGAUGGAGUUCUGCGAGGGUGGAGACCUCAAUCAGUUCAUCCUGUCCCGCCGGCCAGACCCUCGGACUAACAAGAGCUUCAUGCUGCAACUCACUAGUGCUGUGGCAUUCUUGCACAAGAAUAAUAUCGUACACCGGGACCUCAAACCUGACAAUAUCCUGAUCUCGGAGAAGUCAGGAGCACCUGUACUCAAGGUGGCGGACUUUGGGCUGAGCAAGGUUUGUGCGGGUCUGGGUGGCGUAGGCAAAGGGGAGGACAAGAAUAAGGACAUCAAUGUGAACAAGUUCUGGCUGUCUUCAGCUUGUGGAUCUGACUUCUAUAUGGCACCGGAGGUAUGGGAGGGUCACUACACAGCCAAAGCAGACAUCUUUGCCCUGGGCAUCAUCAUCUGGGCCAUGCUGGAGAGGAUCACCUUCAUUGACGCGGAGUCCAAGAGGGAGCUGCUCGGAACAUAUAUCCGGCAGGGCACAGAGAUCGUCCCGGUCGGGGAGGCGCUGCUGGAGAACCCAAAGAUGAUCCUCCACAUUCCCCAGAAGCGGAGGAGCUCCAUGUCAGAUGGGAUUAGGCAGCUCCUGCAAGACAUGCUGGCCGUAAAUCCCCAGGAUCGGCCUGACGCCUUCCAGCUGGAGAUCAGAAUGGACCAGGUUACAUGUGCUGCUUGACCGUUAGAAGCCGAACGAUAGCGGACCUUUUAUUUAUCAGAUUUGUUUACUUCGACACCCUUGGAUGCCACCUACUUGGUGAAAAAGGGACUCCGAUCUUUUGGACUGUGAAGUUUCCAGUGUGAUGUGAUGUGAUGAAGCGGAGAUGUACCCACACGCCCCAGACUGGGAUGCAGCCAAUGAGAACGCUGUACCACACGCCCCAGACUGGGAUGCAGCCAAUGAGAACGCUAUGCAAUGAAGUUGCACAGAAAGUCAGGUUCUUUUUAAUUCGCUUUGAUGUUGGACGACCACGUAUGGUUUAAAGAAAAAUAAACUAAAAAAACGUUUACAGGAUGACUGGCGGACGCAGUGAGGUUUCAUGUGGUUGUGGAAGUUUUGAGAAGCAGGUCGUCAAGACAUUUCACCCCUUUUGGCUUGAAUGGUUUAUUUUCUGCAGUGGGCCUGAGGUCUUAUUUGUUGCUCUUUAAUUGACACAUGCUGCCAUUGCGAUUGGGUCAGAUGUGCCGUCAGGUGAUUGUGGUCUGAUCCCUGUGCUGCUUUUUCCUCGUAGUUAAAGGCCUAUCACAUAUUUUAAUGAAUGGACCAUCCACACUGGUUCAGAUGACCAGUAUGAGGCGUCCCCAGUUCAUCAGUACCCAUGCUAAAGUUGGCUCACAGGUCCAAACUGCCCUACUUUCUCAGCGGUGUUUCCAGUUGAGCUGAGGUCCUCAGCAGGUCUUGAGGAGCCUGACUUCUCUCUCUCUUAUGAGCGUGAAGCAGCUUCUGUAUGCCUUUCCUGGGGAACUAGGAGCCCCAUGACUGUCCUCAGUCUGAAUACUAACCAAAUCAAACGACACAGCUGCCUGAAAAAAAUAAAUAAGGACGCCAUUUUCUUUUACCUGUGUGCCUUAAUUAUUUAUCCAGUAGUUAACCUGGGUGUCAUUUCCUUACUGUGAUGCUGUUGAAUUUGUUUAACGCUGGUUUGUUCCCCUUAUCAAUAUUUGUUAAUAAAGUAAAACAUUUCAGGUCCCACAUUUUGGGCAGUGUUGCCACAUGGUAUGACUAUAUUUCUGAUAGCUAACACUUUGCCCAUCCUUUUUUGGCUUAUACCCAUGGUCAAAGAAAUAUUAAAUGCACCGUUUUACUUCCAGUUGAUUAUCAAUUACAAAACAAAAACAGUUAAUGGACUCCCAUUUACUGUAUGAGGAAACACUUAACUGACUUAGCAAGCUGGUCUUAAAUGUGUUGCAUAAAACUGUAUCAAGCAGCGUAAUUGGACAGACUUAACGGCCAUGCGAUUGAACGGUCCGUCGGCCCCUUUAAGAAGGUCUGGAGUGCAGUGAAAGUCUGUAUCCACAGGGAGCUGAAGGGCUUGUGGGCCGCGCUGCUCGUUUCCUGUUUAACCAUGUGCACAGGGGUAAUCAGAAUAGUUCUUGAAACUGAGCACAAAAGGGAAAAUGUGCCCAGGAAGGCUUUGACUGGAAGCUCAGUUUAAUGGAAAUCAUAGGAUUUUUAUGUUCCAGUUGCUGGUGUUGUUGACUUGCGUUGGGCUAUUUUGAUGAUGGCAAAUAACACUAAAUAAUGGGGAAAACAACUAUUUUUAGAUACUCCCUCUGUUUACUCUGCCCCAAACUUCGGUUUAGAUGGCUUGCUAUUCCUAUAUUUUGUGUGCGGUACUAGCGCCCCCCCCCCCUUAGUGUCCACUGAAAUUUCCAUGGAUGCUGCCUGUUACCUGGGAAUAUCUGAAUGUUAAAGCUUAAUAGCUCUCUGUAGUGUUUAUUAAUGUAAACUCAAAUCCCUACAUGUACCACUGUUCACCAUUGCAGUGUGAAUCAAUGGCAUGUCACUGAAACACCCUUGCAGCGACCAACAUGUGUAUCAUACCUUUUAAGAACUGAUAAUACUAACUAUUGACAACAUUAACAUGCCUAUACCUACUUAAGGUAUUUAAAUGCACCUUGCAACAUAUUACAGAUUCUUAAAAUUGUCAAGAAAAGCAGUAAUUUGGUUAUUUUCAGUGUUGGUUGUAUGUCUGAGACAGAUUGAAAGUUGCUCUGCAUUUUGGGAACCAUAGUCAUCCUCAAGUGGGAAGUCAUUUGAUUAGCAAGUAUAAUUAAUUUAGCAAAAAUUUAGUCAAGCUGUGCUAAGGGCUUGAAAACAAUUGUGCAGAUCCAUGCAUUUGUCAGCAAAACAGCAUGAACUCUGUGGUAAGUGAUGGUUGAAAAAGUUGUUUUUGAAUAUUAGAAGGUGUGAGCUUUUCUUAAAUUGCUUGGUUUACAGUUAUGCACUUGAUUUGGAGUCUCGUUUUCUGGUUCUACCUCACAUUUGCCAGGCUCUCCUUGAGAACCUCAUUUAUGCCAUUGGUUGAUGUCCUGGGUUCUCUCUUGGCAAGAGUAAUAUUCGGCGUGUAGACUUUUUAAAAUGUUGCUAGUUGACUAUUGAUAGGCUAACUUUACAAAUAAAGGUAUCUUUCCAGUUUGGUCUGACUUGAUAGACUGGUGUUCCCUAAGGGUUCCAGGAUUCUCCAGGCUGCUGAUCUGAAUUGUGCUUUAAUCUCUGGCGUGAAACCAGUUUGUUGUUGUCCAUGUUCUCUCUGACACUAUUAACACUGCUAUUCAUGUGUGUGUGUGUGGGGGGGGGGGUAAAUGGGCUGAAUAUGAUUAUAGUAAAUGGUUGAGUCUCAUAUUCUACAGUGAGCAGGUUCAAUAAGUUGUGUUUUACAGCUGUAUCUUCUACACCCACCCUUUUAUAUGACUACGAGCAAGCAAAUUGUGACCUGUUUACCCCCCCCAGAAACUUCAACGAUGCAUUUUAAAGAUCAAGCUUUCGACUGGAGUCAUGCCAGCAACUUAAAAUGGACCAUUUGCUUUUUGGAUACUCAGGCUUUUCGAACAGCAUAGCUUUACAUUUUGAAGUUUAACAUUUUUAAGCUGGAGCCUAAACUGAAAAUGCAAAGUUAUAGGCUUCUUCACCACGCCCAACCCCCCCACCCCCCCCAAAAAAGUAAAUAAAUAAGGUCUGCACGUUGUUACCUGCAACUGCAGUGAUUUAUUGCGCUUGGCUCAGUCUUAUUCCUCGGGUGUUGGCGUUGCAUUUCCUACAAGAGCAAUAUGUCUGUCUUGGAUUUCAAUCUGUGCUUUAUUACGGGGACCAGUACUUACAACUGGAAAGGUUGAUACGAUCCCACCUUCCACCUCCCCUGCCCUAAAUUGAAUGUGUCUCCAAUUAGGCGGGUUAGAGUGGUUGUGUCUUGUGGCUUUGACUAGUUUGCUCUGGUUGAGGAUGGUAUUGAUGUGACUGGAAGUGAGUGUUUUUUUUUUAAUACCGUAACUUUCUUUGGUUCCUCACCUAUGACCAGACCUUUCCAUGUUUGUGAGACCCAGAGCGCACUGCUGUCUUUCUGGGUCUGUGGCACGUACACGGUUGUAUUGUAUAACUACACGCCUACAUGUACUUGCUGAUAUCCCGUGAGUGAUCAGAUGGUUUUCUUUAGUAUUUAUUUUCUUCCCUGUAUUAUCUCUCUGGUUCAACUUGAUGAUUUGUACAUUGUUCUAUGCAAGCAUCUCACUGAAAACACUGUGCUGAGAACCACGUGAUGUCAUGCCUGCUCCUUUCUCAGAGUAGACUGGAGGAGCAAAGUGAAUCUUUUUGUUUUAUUUGUUUUCUGUUUAUUGUAUUAAAUUGUUCUUGGCUAUAGUGCUAAUGGGGAGCCAUUAGGAGGUUUAGAGAAUGACCAAUUUGUAAAUAUGUUGGAACAAGUUGUUUCUUGAAAUAAAUGAAGUAAAAUAAAUAA
Molecule: messenger RNA, 5236 nt
Organism: Paramormyrops kingsleyae
Lineage: Eukaryota; Metazoa; Chordata; Actinopteri; Osteoglossiformes; Mormyridae
Product: serine/threonine-protein kinase 35-like
Biological process (GO): negative regulation of G2/MI transition of meiotic cell cycle; protein phosphorylation
Cellular component (GO): cytoplasm; nucleus
Molecular function (GO): protein kinase activity; ATP binding
Source: RefSeq, a predicted model, not a curated record